Messenger RNA from Lytechinus pictus (painted urchin), 5244 nucleotides. RefSeq names its product molybdenum cofactor biosynthesis protein 1-like. NCBI's taxonomy places the organism in Eukaryota, Metazoa, Echinodermata, Echinoidea, Temnopleuroida, Toxopneustidae. The coding region runs from base 245 to 2179 and encodes 644 amino acids. Gene Ontology annotation, biological process: Mo-molybdopterin cofactor biosynthetic process. The record is from RefSeq and is a predicted model, not a curated record. The transcript is spliced from 11 exons. Gene Ontology annotation, molecular function: cyclic pyranopterin monophosphate synthase activity; 4 iron, 4 sulfur cluster binding; metal ion binding.
GGGGUAAAUUGCUCGCUACGUUACACGAUUGUGGUUUACCAUACCCCCCUCUCGUCUGGUCUCUGAUGUCGUAUGGUAUCGGUCGUACGUACUCAAGUUGCAUUCCAUGACCAUGUUGAGCUGAGCUCGCUGAGCAUGUGAUUUAGCCAGAGUGAUCCACAAAAGCUAUCAAUAGAGUGUAACUGCCGUGUAAUGUUAGACAGCCAAAAUAAAAAACAGGGUAGAACCACAGACUCGCAAUAAAAUGUUCUCAAAUAGACCAUGCAGUAUACUGAUCAGCAGGACCCCCUGUGUGGCAUGCCAUAUAUGGAAGGUGUCGGCUCUUGGGUUGCUUAACAACCACCUCCCACAUCCCCAACCCCAUUAUCAUCAUCAUCAUCAUAUGGUAGUGCCUAAGAGAUGCUUGCAUAGAACGGCAUCCGUGUUGUCCAGUAGCAAACAGGUGUCUUCAGCGAAAGUGAAAUUCUUUCAAGAUGAUACAUUACUCCCCUUUUCAGCUUUUUUAACGGAUCCUUUUCAAAGACAUCAUAAUUACCUUAGAAUUUCAUUAACGGAAAGAUGCAAUUUAAGAUGUCAGUACUGCAUGCCUGAGGAAGGGGUCACCCUCUCGCCUAAAGAGAGACUUUUAUCAACAGAUGAAAUCUUACAUCUAGCUAAAUUGUUUGUUAGUGAAGGAGUGGAUAAAAUCAGAUUAACGGGAGGCGAACCAUUAGUCAGAAAGGACAUUGUAGAUAUCAUAGAGGGCCUGAGGGAGUUGAAGGGUCUUAAACAAAUUGCCAUGACAACUAAUGGAGUCACCUUAGCCAAACGACUACCACAUCUCAAGAAAGCUGGUUUAGAUCUGAUCAAUAUUAGCAUAGAUACCUUAGUACCACAGAAGUUUGAAUUUAUAUCAAGGAGAAAAGGAUGGCAUCAUGUGAUGAGAGGAAUAGAGGCUGCCUUAGAGCAUGGAUACGACCCAGUCAAGGUCAACUGUGUUGUGAUGAGAGGACUCAAUGAAGAUGAACUAUGUGACUUUGUUGCUCUCACCGAGGAAAAGGCAUUAGACAUCCGUUUUAUAGAGUACAUGCCAUUUGAUGGUAAUCGAUGGAAUGACAAGAAACUCUUCACCAAAGAUGAGAUGGUUCAGACUAUUAGAGAGAGGUGGUCUGACUUUGGUCCAAUAGAUAAUCUUCCUAAUGAUACAUCAGUUGCAUACAGAGUACCAGGUUUUGUAGGUCAGGUUGGGAUCAUAGCUUCCAUGUCUAAACCAUUCUGUGGUUCAUGUAACAGACUCAGACUGACAGCGGAUGGUAAUUUGAAGGUGUGUCUGUUUGGUAAUGCUGAGGUAUCGCUUCGAGAUGCUUUAAGAGAAGGCAAAUCAGAUGAGGAGUUGUUACAAGUCAUUGGAGCAGCAGUUGGAAAGAAGAAAAAGCAACAUGCAGGAAUGUUCAAGAUAGCCAAGAUGCAGAACAGGCCAAUGAUUCUGAUCGAUUCAUCUCCUAUGGAGAUUAGAAUGUUGGGUACUUUUCAUCACAGGAAUCCUGACAGCGUGUAUUCUUCAAUUAAUGUAGCAAAUCAGCAUGUGCUUCCAGUAUCAAUCUUAUUCAAUCAUGGUGUCCAUUCGUACAAAACCUAUCAUAGUUCAAGAGCCUGGAUCCAUUCCUCAACAAAGUCCUGUAAGAUUGACGACUCAAGCUGCAAAGACGGGUCUGGGUCCGAUUUGAGGCUGACCCACGUUGACUGCUCCGGACAAGCAGAAAUGGUGGACGUGAGUGGGAAGGAGACGACGGUGCGGGAGGCGGUGGCAUCAGGUAAGGUUCAGCUUGGACAGGAGGCUUUCUACCUUGUCCAGGAGAACAAGAUGGCCAAGGGUGAUGUCUUACGGGUUGCACAGCUUGCUGGCAUCAUGGCAGCCAAGCAGACUAGCGCCCUCAUCCCACUCUGUCAUAACAUCCCCAUACAGAAGGUGGAUGUUGACCUUCACCUGGAUGAGGAAUCUUUCAGCGUACUCAUCAGGUCAAAGGUCAAAUGCAUAGGUCGAACUGGAGUCGAGAUGGAGGCAUUGACUGCGGUCUCUGUAGCAGCUCUGACCAUCUAUGACAUGUGCAAGGCAGUCACUCAUGACAUGGUCAUUGCAGAAGUCAGACUGGAACAGAAAACUGGGGGACAGCGGGGUGAUUUUUAUAGAGAAAAUUAAUUAGUUAUGGAUAUCCACACCCAAUUUUUUGUCUUGCCUGCAUAGCAGUGUGAGACCAUAAGCCCGCUUUUCCAACGGCGGCGGCGGCGUCAACCUCAACAUUAAAAUCUUAACUAAGGUUAAGAUUUUGAAAUGUCACCAUAACUUAAAAAAGUAUAUGGACCUUGUCCAUAAGAGUAAUCAGGUAUCACUGAACGCCCCGUGCGAGUUUCAGGUCAUAUCACCAAGGUCAAAAGUCAUUAGAGUCAAUGAACUUAGAUUAUGUUGGGGGAAUCAAAACAAAUUCUUAACCUCGGUUAAUUUUUUUGAAAUGUCUAAACUUUGAAAGUAUAUGGAUCUAGAUCAUGAAACUUGAACAAGAGUAAUCAAGUAUCGAUGAACAUCCUGCAUGAGUUUCAGGUCACAUGACCAAGGUCAAAGGUCAUUUAAGGUCAAUGAACUUUGGCCAUAUUUGAGUAUUUGUUGAAUUGCCAUCAUAACUUUGAAAGUUUAUGGAUAUAGUUAUUGAAAUGUGGAUAUAGGGGUAAUCAGGUAUCACUGAUGAUCUUGCAUAAGUCUUGGGUCACAUGAUCAAGUUAAAAUGUCAUUUAGAGUCAAUGAACAUAGUAUUCUAUUAUCAUAUGAAUGGUGUUUUUUGUGAAUAAUUUUUUAUAGUCGUUUUCAAAGUCACCACUGCUGCUAUAUUGAAAUUGCAUAAUGCAGGCGAGACUGCUGAAGGCGUUCCACUUGUUAUUACCAUGAAGAGGUGAUAUUUAUGAGCUUUUUUCUAUAGGUACUACUUUGGUGCUUUUGUUUCUUGUCUAAGGUCUAGUACAUCAAUUAUUCAACAGUUUUGUAUAAUAGUGUCGUUCAGGUACUUGUGCACCUCAAUUACUGCCAAUGUUUGUUUGACUUUAUGGUUGUGUUCCGUCUCCUUUGCCUAUCAAUUAUACCUGUACUAGUUCCAAGAAGCCAAAGUAUUUAUCUUAGAAGUGCAUUGUAAAGAUUAUUAUAUUGUAUAUCUUUAGUUAGUAUUAUAUUAUUAGUAUUAUACUUUUCUAUCAUGACAUUUGUUUGGGUGAUCAACGGGAUGUGUCAGACCAUCUCUUAACCAUUUUAUUUGUGAUGCCUUGAUUUCAUGACAACAUCUCCCUCAUGUAAUUACUAGUCAGGAUUUGUUGUCAUAAGAGCAAAGUUGAGGGAGGGGCGAACCCAGCCAACCCUGUUCAAUGGGGACUAUGACAAAUUUCAAACUUAGACUACUCACUGACUAAUGAGCCACAUCAUUGUCUCAAAAAAUAUCUCAUGAGGUCAACAUUUUUAAAACGGUUAAAAAUAGAUAUAAUCACAUGAAUGUUAUAAAGCCAAUAGAUUUUUAUCACACUUGCUUUUUUUUUUUUGGGGGGGGGGUUAAAACCAGUUAUGCACACCUAACAUUGUCCCUGCUCCAUACCAGUACAGGAAUUAUUGAAUUUGUGAAUCAUUCUGUUUAACUCAAAACUAUAUAACUUGUGAUAUAUUUAAAAAUAUGUGGUGUACUAUAUUGUGUUUUUAUUGCAUGACCCUUUCUCAUGAACGGUGAUGAGUAUGAUAUCUUGCUUUUAUGGCUUUCCUUCCCUGGUUUUAUAUCAGUGUGAUGCAAUUAUAUUUUCUGAAACAUCUGCAAUUCCUAUUUUUUUAUAAGUUGGUAAGAGUUGUAUCAUGUAACUGUAAUCUGAAACUUUUUUUAAAGAAGUUUCAAUGCUGAUAUUAAAGGUCAAAGAAAGUAGUUGCCGUAAACAAUUAUUUCAUGGGAAAGUCUUUUAAUUUACAUCAAGGUUAAUUGUCACUAUAUUAUCAUAUAUUUAGAUCUGGUACAUUUAUGUAAACUUAUCUUUGAGAAAUCAUUAAAUCUUUGCUAAAAAACAAUUCUGAUGAUCACUUACAUAGAAAAGCAUAUGUGGGACAGUGUAUUAAUAUUGCUUGAAAAAAUACCCGACAUUUGAUGGAAUUCUAUGCUUAUUUUGCUAAUUUCUCAGCAACUACGCAUUUCUUCCAGAGCCAUUUGGCAUUUGCUUUUUUAUUUAUGCAUACAAACACUUGGGUGGUCAUUUUAUUGGAUUCUGUUCAAACUCAUUUUUCAAUCAUUACCACAAUUAUCUUUAAAAUUAGCAUGCAGUAUCAUACAUAAAUGUAUCACACCUUCCUUCACUGGUAUGGAAAUGUGAUUGAGUAUUGUCUGAAACAUCAGUAAUUCUUAUUUUUUAUUUCAACAAUGUGUUCAUUGUUGGUUGGUACUAUAGCGUAAUUGGGAAACCUAUCAUUUAUGCAUUGAAGCUUAAUGUUCAGAUUUCUCAGUGCCAUCCUCAUAUUCAUGCAUAGCUAUCAAUUGUAGUGCCAUUCAUUUGAAAUACAUGAAUUAUGUAAAUUGACAUCAGUCAAGUAAUUGUUGUUCCUAUCUAUACACAGAGUAUUCACUUCUUUUUUUACCUUUUUGCAAGUUUUAUUAUAGUUUUAUAGUUUUAUUAUUGGAAUGGUAAAUAUACACAAUUUUCUUGAUUCUGUGCAAUAUUACACAACAUAAUGAGGUAAUUUUAUGAUUUCUUUACUAUUUUUUUCAAAUGUAAGGAGGUUGCGGAAAUUGAAUUUAAUAUGCCACUUAUAUGUGCAUUAUAUCCAUGUAUGAUGCCCCUUACUUGAAUGAGAAAUGGAAAUUUAUUUUCACAAGAUAUAGGAGAGAUGAUGAAAUAUCAUAAAAGAAGAAGCUAAAUAGUCACACCAAAGAGGCAGUACAACAGGCAGACAGAGGUGAUAUGUCCGUCCUAUGAGUAAUUGAUCCCAAUGUGUGUCGUUCUAGUGCCUUUCAAUCAUAUAUACUGCUACUACUGCUACCUGGCUUGCAAUGUUCUUUAUUGUGACAAUCAUAUUUUGAAUAGCCAUUGAGACUGUAGAGUGAAUAUUGCAAACCUUUAUACAUUAAUUUUAUGAAAUUUUUCAUUCAUAUGUAAUCUACAGUAUUAUCAGUCUUAUAUUAUGAAAGGCAUGGGCUAACGUUACAAAGGUCUUAUUAAAAAAAAAAAAGAAUUGGGGGCCAUUUCAUAAAGCUG